GUUCUGUAAACCUGAGCCCGACUCCGAGAUGCCCGCCAUCACCAAUGGCACGAACCCCGAGCUCCGAUCGCCGCUGCUACCUCUGACGGACGCCAAGAAGUCUGCCGGUGAAACCGAACCGGAGAAGGUCUCCAUCGACGACAUGCUCCGGCGGCACUGCGGCGAGUUCGGGCCGUGGCAGCUCCGGCACUUCGUGCUAACGAGCCUCGCCUGGGCUCUCGAGGCUUUCCACACCAUGGUCAUGAUCUUCGCGGACCGCGAGCCCGAUUGGAGGUGCAUCGGCGGCUCGGGCUGCGACUCAACGGCGACGAGCGUGUGCGGCCUCGGACCCGGGUCGUGGGAGUGGGUCGGGGGCCCGGCAACCUCGACAGUCGCAGAGUGGGGUUUGUUUUGCGGAGAGAAAUAUAAGGUCGGCGUGGUCCAGGCCAUCUUCUUCGGCGGCUGCAUGAUCGGUGCUGGAAUAUUCGGUCAUCUCUCAGAUUCCUUCCUGGGAAGGAAAGGAUCUCUCACUGUGGUGUGUCUCCUCAAUACCAUCUUCGGUUGCUUGACGGCUGUUUCCCCUAAUUUCUGGAUUUACCUCCUCCUCCGCCUCCUCACCGGCUUCAGCACCGGUGGUGUUGGCCUCUGCGCUUUCGUCCUCGCCACUGAGCCCGUUGGUCCCACCAAGCGUGGCGCCGCCGGCAUGUCCACCUUCUACUUCUUCUCCACCGGCAUUGCACUCCUCUCCGGCAUUGCCUAUAUCUUCCGGGAAUGGCGUGCUCUCUACAUCGCCUCCUCCAUCCCCUCCUUCCUCUUCCUCGUCCUCGUCAUCCCUUUCAUAUCUGAGUCCCCGAGAUGGUACCUCGUCAGGGGAAGAAUCAACGACGCUAUGAAACUCAUGUCCGACAUCGCCACCACCAACGGCAAGGACCUCCCGGACGGGGUCAUUCUUGCCCUCGACGAUGAAACAUCAGACAAUGACGUUUCCGGAGGCCAUACUCAGACCUGCAAGGAAGAACAGCUGGAGAACAAAGAUGCUGUGACUGGGUCGAUCAUAGAUGUUAUUCGAUCCCCACUAACACGGGUUCGCCUGUUUCUCGCUGUGGCCAUCAACUUCUUGUGCUCGGUGGUGUACUACGGCCUGAGCUUGAAUGUUGUGAAUCUGGAAACCAACAUAUACAUGAAUGUUUUACUGAAUGCGGUGGCGGAGAUGCCGGCUUUCACGAUAACGGCGUUGAUGUUGGACAGAUUUGGGAGGAAGCCGUUGGCGAUCGGGACGUUAUGGUUCAGCGGGUUCUUCUGUUUCUUGGGGAGCUUGAUGAAGAACGUGGGGUUGUGGAAAGUGUUGAAGAUGGUGUGCGGGAUUCUGGGCAUAUUUGGGAUGGCGGGAACGUAUAAUUUGCUGUUUAUAUACACGGCGGAGCUAUUUCCAACUGUGGUGAGGAACGCGGCGCUCGGGUGCGCAACGCAGGCGGCGCAAAUGGGGGCAAUACUGGCACCGUUUGUGGUGGUUUUGGGCGGUGGGCUGCCGUUUGCAGUGUUUGCGGCGUGUGGAAUCGCAGCGGGGGUGUUCGGGUUUUACCUGCCGGAGACGAUGGACCAACCGCUCUACGAUACGUUCGCCGGAAUGGUGAACGGCGGAUGUGCCUCCAAUGUGUAAAUUGUGGUGACGAUGAUCUUCCGUGAUUUUCUAACUUUAAAGCUUUUUGAUCCUUUUCAGUCUUGUUUACUUUUACUAACUACUAUAGUUUAGUUUUGCCCCUCCUGAUGCCUGAUGUAUAUUACGCAAUAAAUUUUCCUUUCUUAUAAUCAAAUGUCAAAACUCGUUUCUCUCUC
This is a messenger RNA of Neltuma alba, 1815 nucleotides long. RefSeq names its product organic cation/carnitine transporter 4. Gene Ontology annotation, molecular function: transmembrane transporter activity. Gene Ontology annotation, biological process: transmembrane transport. The record is from RefSeq and is a predicted model, not a curated record. The coding region runs from base 29 to 1639 and encodes 536 amino acids. Gene Ontology annotation, cellular component: membrane. The transcript is spliced from 2 exons. Lineage: Eukaryota; Viridiplantae; Streptophyta; Magnoliopsida; Fabales; Fabaceae.